Zeugodacus cucurbitae (melon fly) is the source of this 3788-nucleotide messenger RNA. Its product is annotated as fibrillin-1. The record is from RefSeq and is a predicted model, not a curated record. NCBI's taxonomy places the organism in Eukaryota, Metazoa, Arthropoda, Insecta, Diptera, Tephritidae. The transcript is spliced from 11 exons. The coding region runs from base 659 to 3670 and encodes 1003 amino acids. Gene Ontology annotation, molecular function: calcium ion binding.
UUUUUAAUGAAAAUGAAAAAGACAAUAAGACAUGCAUGCUACAGUCUGGCAGUUAGUUAACUAAGCCGUCAACGAUCGUAAGCAGUGUAUGUGCCUGCCUAGCUGUUGUGUGUUGUGUGUUACGCCGAUUUAUUAUGUAGUUCAUCAGUCGCUCGGUAUUUGUAACGGUUUAAACAGUAAGGUGUCCGUACGCAUUUCUAGACCAAUAAAAUUUCGACCAUUAACCGCAAUUGCACACAAAUUAAUAAAGACACGAAGAUAGAUGCCAAAAUGUGCAUCGGUUAUGUGUAACGCAUGCGAGCAUUCAUUGUGGAUUCAAAUAACUACAUAUAAAGUGAUAAAUGUGUAAAAUAGUUAACGCGAUAAAAUAAAAAAACAAAUCACAAAAUUACAUGCAAUAAAUCGCAUUUUACAACAACAUAUGUAUAGAGUUUUGCAGCGACCUGGGGAAAAGCUCAUGUAAAUGCAGUGUUCUACGUAUGAAGGAAGGCGUCAGUCCUAAACUAAUCACACAGAAAACACAACUUAAUACAAAUAAAUUAAUACAUUUUAGUUAGUAUACACAAAACACCAGGAAGAAAGAAUUUAUCAAUAUUGAUAAUACGACAUUGUGUGCUGAAAAAUAUCAGAAAUAACCAAAACCUAACAGCGUCGUACAAUGAUCACAAGGUUAACGUCAAGCCUAAGCAAAUAUAUCUGCUCUAAAGUUAUUACACGAAGUCGACUACAAAUGUAUUACAUUGUGCUAUUUGUAUUGUCGACAUUUUUAGAUGCGACGUAUUCGAAUGAUGAGAUCGCCAGCCAUAUUAGAAAAUGCUGCGUAAGCGGUAUUCAAUACGCCGCUAAUCAGAACAACUGCCUGCACUACGAUUACGAAGUGAGCGCGAUACCGCCUUUGUGGCGUGGACUUUGCCAUUCGACGUAUGGUGUUUGUUGUUCACGGAAAUUGGAGGAGCAAUAUUGUUAUGCUGGUCGCUUAGCUGCCUUGCAGGGUACGCGUUGCGAUGAUCAAUACAAUACUACCGCAUACGCAGAUUGCUGUCGCACCUGUCAGGUGGGCUUAGCUGUAAAGGCCAGUAGUAACGAUUGCAACAAUGUGCUUUUCUCUUAUUUUGCGAAAAUCGAAUCAUAUCACAUUUGCUGUGAUGGCAGUAAAACGAAUUACAACUAUCCCGGCGCUAUAAUAGUGGAUGACAACAACGGUGAUUAUGUGAGCAAGGAGGUAAACGAUAAAUUGGGCACUAAAGCAAGUAGUUAUUUGCAUGAAUCUGAUGAGAAAGCGGAUGCGAAUGUUGAAGACGAGUUAAUUGCAAAUACUAAUGAUGGCACAAUUGUGCUUCCCGAAGAUGACGACGAUAUAUGCGGUAAAGUGAAGAAUCUGUGCGCACACAUAUGUGAGAAUACGAAGGAGGCGUAUCGUUGCAAAUGCAAUGCCGGCUACAAGUUGGAUGACAAUAAUGUAACUUGCUCGCCUGUAAGCAAUGGUACAGAUAAAAUACACGAAGAUGAAGUAUUUGAUGCUGAUGUGGAUGCGGAUGCUAACGACGAUGGUAAUGCAGAUAAUGACCUUAAAACCGAUGAAAAUUAUGAAAUUGAUGAUAACCAGCCAGAAAACACUAAUAAAGUGAAUGCAAAACGUUGUGGUAGCGGUUAUGAAUAUAGCUACGUAAAAGGCAAAUGCAUUGAUAUUGAUGAAUGUGCUAAUAAAUUGCACAAUUGUAAAAGCAGUCAAUAUUGUCAUAACACUAUGGGCGGGUUCCAUUGUUUGAGCGUGAGCUCCAAGAAAUGCGACCCAACUAAGGAGAAAUGUAAGAAUGCCUGUAGUGCUGGUUUUGAAUACAAAAAUGAUGGUUGUGUCGACGUCGACGAAUGUUUGGUAGAUGAAUAUGCAUGUGAUAGCAGUCAGAUUUGCAUCAAUGAUAUAGGCGGAUACCGAUGUGACUGCAAAAUAGGUUUUAAUCUAGAUGCUACUACGAACGCAUGUGUGGAUAUAAAUGAGUGUUCCAUUAACAACCACAACUGCCUACCAACGCAACGCUGUGACAACACACACGGUUCCUAUGUUUGCGUUAGACUUCAAAGCUGUGGUACCGGUUAUACAUUAAAUGCAGAAACAGGCAACUGCGAUGAUGAUGAUGAGUGCGCACUGGGCACAAAUAACUGUCCAGCUGAUUAUGCAUGCCAUAACACGAAGGGUUCUUUCCGCUGUUACCGUCGCACACCAUCGACUGUAGCAACUACAACGACGACGAAAGCAGCUACUGCAACUACAACGCAGUCACCAGUCAGCAAUUUAUCCAAUCCAUAUUAUCGUAAUCGCACCUCUUAUAAUGAUCCAGCCAAUUAUGCUUCGCUUCAAACCCACAGUUAUAACUAUAUACGUGAGGACGUGCCACGUUACAACGGAAUUGGUGAAAGUGGAAAUAAUCAGCUACCACCAUGUAGCAUAGGCUUUCAUCGCAACCAUUUAGGUGCUUGUGUAGAUCUAAAUGAAUGUGAUUUGAUGAGCCCUUGCAGCACACAUCAACGCUGCAUUAAUACGAAUGGUUCGUAUCGUUGUCAAAACUUGCUACAAUGCACAGCCGGUUAUAAAUCCACACCAGACGGCACGCAAUGUAUAGAUAUUGACGAGUGCGAGACCGGUGAACAUCAGUGUGCAGAGAAUCAGAUUUGUCGCAACCGCAAUGGUGGUUAUAUUUGUUCAUGCCCGCCGGGGCAUCAACUUACACGUAUGCGAAAUGGCAUAAGCCGUUGCCAAGACAUAAACGAAUGUGACCAGGGGCAUCCGCCCGUUUGUCCUUCGAAUGCGCAGUGUCUGAAUACCAUAGGGUCCUAUUACUGUGAAUGCAAGUCUGGCUUCCAGAAGAGCAAAGGCAACGAACACAUUUGUUUGGAUGUGGACGAGUGCCAGGAGAUACCGGGCUUAUGCCAACAGAAGUGUGUUAACUAUUGGGGCGGUUAUCGUUGCACUUGUAAUCAAGGCUUCGAGUUAAGUGCCGAUAACCGUACUUGCAAUGAUGUAGACGAAUGUGAGGUACAUAAGGCGUACAAACUCUGCAUGGGCUAUUGCAAUAAUGUGCCCGGUUCAUAUGAGUGUUCAUGCCCGCGCGGAUAUACGCUUGCUAUGGACAAAAAUACUUGCCGCGAUAUUGACGAGUGCGCAACUGGCGAGUUUUGUACCGGACGCAACGAUAUAUGCUCGAAUAUACACGGCAGUUACAAAUGUACCACCAUACAUUGCCAGUACGGUUAUGUCAAUGAUCCCGAUCAGAAAAAUCGUUGUCGGUUAACCAGUAAUCUCUGUGAGGGUGACGAUUGCUAUAGUAAACCAUCUGCAUACACCUAUAAUUUCAUUACGCUAGUCUCAAAGCUUAUGAUACCGCCAGAAGGUCGGAUUAUAUUUACACUACGUGGACCGCUUUGGUAUGAUGAUGUCGACUUUGAUUUGAAAAUCAUAAAAAUACAGGCAGCGGCUAACAUAGAAAAAGCGUCGGAUAAUCACUUUGAUACCAUCAAGAGCAAACACGAAGUUCACUUACAACUGAAGCGUUCAUUGGAAGGUCCGCAGGAUAUCGAACUCGAACUCAGUAUGACGGUCUUCACAAAUGGCAUGCCGCGGGGAAAGAGCGUUGCUAAAAUAUUUAUUUUAGUAUCACAGUACACCUUUUAAAAUUAGCACCAAAGCAAUAUAGUACUUAUGAAAUACAUGUAUAUUGCGUAUGAUUUGCUUCGAAAUUAUAAAAUAAAUAAUAAACCAAAAAUGUUUCAAACAUAUACAUACAUACAUA